UUGUGGGCUGGGAUCUGUUACCCUCUCCUGCUGCAGUGGCAGACUGCCUCCGUGUCUCCUGAGGCCCCACCGUGGGUCCAGCUCCAAAUUACUGCACCAGAAAAGGCCCCCUUUUGCCGCCCCCGUCCGCCUUUGCCCAGGCAAGGUGAGGUUCUUGCCCAGUUUUCCGGCCUCACCUUUCCCACUCUCCCACUCGUCCCUUGGGGUCUUCCAUCGCCCUGAUCAUGGCCCAGAAGCCGAAAGUAGACCCCCACGUCGGACGGCUGGGAUACCUGCAGGCACUGGUCACAGAAUUUCAAGAGUCAGAGAGCCAAGACGCCAAGGAGCAAGUCCUUGCCAACCUCGCCAACUUCGCCUAUGACCCCAGCAAUUAUCAGUAUCUGCGGCAGCUGCAGGUUCUGGAUUUAUUUCUUGAUUCGCUGUCUGAGGAGAAUGAGACCCUGGUGGAAUUUGCUAUUGGAGGCCUCUGCAACCUGUGCCCAGACAGAGCCAACCAGGAGCACAUCCUGCAGGCCGGAGGCAUCCCGCUGAUCACCAACUGCCUGUCGAGUCUCAACGAGGAAACGGUAUUAUCCGCUGUCACCACUCUCAUAUACCUGAGCUCACCAGGCCCAGGCUCCCACCCCGAGCUGACCACCUUGCCUGUGAUCCAGUGCAUGCUGCGCUUCUCUCUCUCAGCCAACAUGAGGCUCCGGAACCUGGCUCAGAUCUUCCUGGAGGACCUCUGUUCCCCAAGCCAGGUGGCCGAAGCCCGCAGCAGGCAGGCAGACUCUGCCCUGGGUAUCCCUCUGCCCAGAACUGCAGCCCCAGAGCAGUCCUGACCCAAUAUGACCCCAAGGCUAAAGAACUCAGUUUUGGAAGGGUAUGCAGGAAGCAGGUGGAACACAGCUCCCCAGAGUGCAUUAUAUCCAAGUGGUGCCUUUUCAGCCAUUUUAAAGGUGAGUUUUUUCACCACAAUAGGUUUUACAUGGUGAUGAAAAGGCAUUAGCGGGGCCAAGUGUGGUGCCUUAAUGCCUAUAAUCCUAGCACUCUGGGAGGCCAA
Molecule: messenger RNA, 1042 nt
Organism: Otolemur garnettii (small-eared galago)
Lineage: Eukaryota; Metazoa; Chordata; Mammalia; Primates; Galagidae
Gene: ARMC7
Product: armadillo repeat containing 7
Exons: 3
Coding region: 225-821 (198 amino acids)
Molecular function (GO): protein binding
Source: RefSeq, a predicted model, not a curated record